This is a messenger RNA of Cheilinus undulatus (humphead wrasse), 3921 nucleotides long. RefSeq names its product nuclear receptor subfamily 4, group A, member 3 (gene nr4a3). Lineage: Eukaryota; Metazoa; Chordata; Actinopteri; Labriformes; Labridae. The record is from RefSeq and is a predicted model, not a curated record. The transcript is spliced from 9 exons. The coding region runs from base 559 to 2397 and encodes 612 amino acids. Gene Ontology annotation, cellular component: transcription regulator complex; nucleus. Gene Ontology annotation, molecular function: nuclear receptor activity; zinc ion binding; RNA polymerase II cis-regulatory region sequence-specific DNA binding. Gene Ontology annotation, biological process: cellular response to corticotropin-releasing hormone stimulus; regulation of transcription by RNA polymerase II.
AAAUGCACUAUUUGACUUUCUCCCCCUCAGACGGCGCACAUAAACAAAGCCGCGUUACAACUCCACACUUUGCAAAGCACUCAGCAGCACUGAAUGAAACAUUCGCCGCUCACGAGAACGGACGCAGACACAGUCCUUUACCUGGGAGUUUUUUAUUUUCAACUACUUUGUGAACUUUACCUAAAGUAGGGAGAAGAACAAGAAACUUUUUUUUGCUCGCCGAUGCAACACGUUUCUCUCUACACUACAGCUAAUAGCUUUAAAAAUAUUUUUUAUCUUUCUUACCUCGACUCUUUGAGAUUAUUCUGGAUGGAGAUAGGAUACUUUGUGGGAGGUUAUUACCACAUGUAAAGACGGAACCGCCACAGCAAACAGGUUCGGAAGAGCGCGCCCAGCCGAGCUUGGAGCCCCGGCGAUCGGACACUUCCUCAGCGACGCCCGCCGAGUCCUCCCCGCUCCAGGAGCCCUGUACCGGCCGCAGCCACGCCACCCCUCAACCCCGGACACCCAGCACCAUUCAGCGCGAGGCUCUUUCACCAGAUCUAUGGCAUUCUGACAAUGAACAAGCGCGCUCAGUUAUUGGAACAGCUGCAGUUUGUCCAGUUGAAAUGCACUUCUCGAGACAUGCCCUGUGUGCAGGCUCAGUACGGGCCCACCCCUCCAGGCUCAGCCUACUCGGGCCAGUCCUUCAGUUACCAGGGCGACAGCUACAGCUCUGACCUCAUGACCUCUGACUAUACCAAGCUGGACCUUGGUGGUGGUGACAUCUCUGCGGCAGCCGCCACCACCUCCCUCCCCAGCUUCAACGUGUUUGUAGAGGGGAGCUACGAGCCCAAGUCGUCGUGCCUGUACCAGAUGCCUCCUCACAGGCCCACUAUCAAGAAGGAGGAGGAGAGCUACCCUACUGCUCCACCCCUGGAGGCCAUGUCCUCCUCCACAAUGUACUUUAAACAGUCCCCACCCUCCACCCCGACGACACCGUCCCUGCCACCCCAGCCUGGCACCUCCUUCCUGUGGGAGGAGCACCCCUUGGCCCCUCCAUCGCACUCCCACUCUCUGGGCUCCAGUCUGGAGACAGGUGCCCUAAAAUCACCCCGUUUCCCGCACUUCUACCAGCACUCGCCGCCUCACAGUGGCAGCAGCGUGGGGGGCUACGAGGGUCUGGGGGGAGGACUGGUUCGCACCUCAUCCUCCUCCUCCUCCUCCUCUUCCUCAGUCUCCCAUCCUCACGGCCCGCCCCUGGAGCAGCCCAUGUAUCAGCUGCACCGUGGGGCUGGUGGCAGCAGCCUCGCCUUCCGCUCUUUGGCUCUCGGGCCCUGUGGUCCUCUACUAGGAGACAGCCUGCCCUCGCCUCCUCCACGCGGCCCCCCAGGAGAGGGCACCUGUGCGGUGUGUGGAGACAACGCGGCCUGCCAGCACUACGGUGUACGCACCUGUGAGGGCUGCAAGGGCUUCUUCAAGCGGACUGUGCAGAAAAACGCCAAGUAUGUGUGUCUGGCGAGUAAGAACUGUCCUGUGGACAAGAGGAGACGCAACCGCUGCCAGUACUGCCGCUUCCAGAAGUGUCUGAGUGUGGGCAUGGUGAAGGAAGUGGUACGCACUGAUAGUUUGAAGGGGCGCCGAGGCCGACUGCCCUCUAAACCAAAGAGCCCCCUGCAGACAGAAGCGUCCCCUCCCUCCCCACCUCUCAGCCUGCUGUCUGCUCUGCUCAGAGCUUACUCCCACUGCUCACCCCGGGACCUUGACUACAGCCAGUUCAGCGCUGCAGAUCCUCCCACCUCCUCCUCAGAUGCAGAGCACAUCCAGCUCUUCUACAGGCUGCUCACCAUCUCGAUGGAGACUACGCGAUGCUGGGCUGACCGGCUCCCUGGGUUCUCUGAGCUUCAACGUGACGAUCAGAACGUUCUUAUAGACUCCGCCUUCCUGGAGCUGUUUGUCCUGCGGCUAGCCCACAGGUCCAUGCUGUCAGAGGAUAAACUCGUGUUCUGUAACGGUUUGGUGCUGCACAGGUUCCAGUGCCUUCGGGGGUUUGGGGAAUGGUUGGACUCCAUCCGGGACUUCUCCACCCACCUCCAGAGCCUAAACCUGGAUGCCUCUGCCUUCGCCUGCCUGGCUGCACUCGUACUGCUCACAGAGCAAGUCCCAGGCCUGAAGGACUCAAAGCGGGUGGAGGAGCUGCAGAAUAAAGUCAUUUGUUGUCUCAGAGACCACCUUGGCUGUAGCCCCUCUUCCUCCUCAUCCAAGGCCACGCCCCCUCUGAGUCGUAUUCUUGGUUUGAGGGCGGAGCUUCGCUCCCAGAGGACCCAGGGUCUUCAACGGAUCUUCUACCUGAAGCUGGAAGACCUUGUCCCACCCCCUCCGUUGAUUGACAGAUUUUUGGACACUCUGCCUUACUGAAGGCCUGGACUGACCACACAGAGAAAAAAAUGUUACAAUGUCACUUCCUGUUUCCCCCACCUGAGAGGAGCACGCACACAUAUCAAAAGAGAGACUCACUCUCCUCUGGCUGAUGCAGAGCAGAGAGAGCCAAUCAAAUGCUUUUUCACUCAACGGGACAACCAUUCAAGAACAGCUUUCACUCAAAUGGGCAAAACCAACUUAAUGCUUUUAACCCGUACACAUACGCUUUAUUCCUUUUUAUGUGGUCCUCCUGUUUUCCUCAUGUGGGGGAGCAUGACAAGGCCGAGGUGGAUGAUGGAAAGACAAAUGACUUUUGCUGUCCCCUCUCAUUAACGAGCUCUUUUUAUCUGAGUUUCGGCCUUGCUCAAGCAGUCUGAGGACUGGUUUGUUCGACUGUUUUCAAAUCUGAAGACGAUUCCCAGUGAAGCACAAAUUUCUGUGUAUUCAGUUUCCUCCUAAAAGAGAAGGAAGGGUUGUGUGUGACACUGAGAAGUCAGAGAUCAGACAGCGCUGGCAUGCAGAAACAGAUAAUUCAUAAACACAUGGAAGUGGUUGUUGAGUCGGGGCUCUUGAUUCCAAGUGCAAUUUCUCAAGUGCUAUCUCACAACAAAAAGGAAAAGACAGAGAGGCAACGGUUGAAUUUCAAACUCUAAAUUAUUUUAUUAAAAGUCCUGUACUGGUGGUAGAUUAUACAAAGAGAGGCAGUCUUCGUCUGACUUAAGACAGCAGAGGAGAAACUGUGCACUAACAAUUGAUGACUGAGUCACACAGACUUGAACUUGUAUGUUUUUUAUUAUUAUUAUUAAUUCAUUUUAAAACCAUAGAUCUGGUAGGGUACAGAGGGUUAAACAUGGACAAAUUGGCUUUUAAAGCACUUACACCCUAAGAAGGGCUAGAGGCACAGACACACACCCAAACCCCCCCCCCCCCCCCCCCCCAGAGGAUGGCAAGUGAGUCACGGGGGGUGAGGAGGGUGCUCGACAGAUAGCUGUACAUCCAGGGGUGAAACAUUCCGCAGUCAUGCUCUUUUUCUAUUUGUUUCUAUAUGUGAUUGGAGGCCGUGGGAGAGUGUGGAGGACGACCUGUGUUUGUGUGUGCGCUUAGAGAAGCCAGGAUCAUAUGCAUGGUGUGUUAUCAGAGCUGCCAUAGCCUGUCAAAAACAGCUCGACCUGUGUUUGUGUCCCAGACUGUGGCUCUAUGUGGGGGGACGCCCCAGGAGCUCCACCAUCCACCCACACUCUCACGGCAGCAGUUUGAAAUAUGAAAAGAGCAAAUUAUAUAGAUAUAAAUAUAAAUAUAUAUAUAUACAAAACUAAUAUUUUGAAGUGUUUUUAGCUUUUUCAAAUAUUGUGGUACGAGUUGUGCAUUGUUUUUUGAAGAAGAGAAACAAAAAAAGAAAAAAAGUUGUUGUUUUUCAAUGUCCUUCUUGGUUUGAGUUUCCUGUUCAAUUAUUAUUAUUUUUCUUUCUCUUUGGUUCACUGGAUUUCUGUUCAGCACUUUGAAAUCAUAAACUAGUUCUGA